AUGAUUUCUUCAAUUAAACCGGUUUCAACCUCCUUAACCGCAAUCACCGGCGUAAGGAGAUCAGCUCCGGCAAAGCUCCGGUUUUCUCCAUUACCCAUUAUCAGAAACCCCGAGAACCCUAUCCAUUUCCCUCUCCACGUUACAUCCGCCCAGAAUUUGUCGAAUUUCUCCGUGCCGGCGGCGGCGCAGAGGCGUGAUGUUUUUAGGGUUGGAGCUUACGAGGCCGAUCGGUCUCAGCCGAUUGAGAUCGGUAUCGAGAUUCCCGACGAACAAUCCGCGCAGAAGGUGAAAAUCGGGAUCUACUUCGCGACUUGGUGGGCACUGAACGUUGUGUUCAAUAUCUACAACAAGAAGGUCCUCAACGCUUUCCCUUACCCGUGGCUUACUUCGACGCUCUCUCUCGCUUGUGGGUCUCUCAUGAUGCUCGUCUCUUGGGUCACUAGACUCGCCGACGCUCCCAAAACCGAUCUCGAUUUCUGGAAAACUCUGUUCCCGGUGGCGGUGGCGCAUACGAUCGGACAUGUAGCAGCGACGGUGAGUAUGUCCAAAGUGGCAGUGUCCUUCACACACAUCAUCAAAAGCGGCGAACCAGCUUUCAGCGUCCUCGUCUCGAGGCUCUUCUUAGGCGACACAUUCCCUUUACCUGUUUACCUUUCUCUCUUACCCAUUAUUGGAGGAUGUGCUCUCGCUGCAGUCACCGAGCUCAACUUCAAUAUGAUCGGGUUUAUGGGGGCUAUGAUAUCGAAUUUGGCGUUUGUGUUUAGGAACAUAUUCUCAAAGAAGGGGAUGAAGGGGAAGUCAGUGAGUGGGAUGAAUUACUACGCUUGCUUGUCUAUGAUGUCUCUUCUCAUCGUUACUCCUUUUGCUAUUGCCGUGGAAGGUCCUCAGAUUUGGGCUGCUGGGUGGCGAAACGCCGUCUCUGAGAUUGGACCAAACUUCGUCUGGUGGGUAGUGGCACAGAGUGUGUUCUACCAUUUGUAUAAUCAAGUCUCGUACAUGUCACUCGACCAGAUCUCUCCUUUGACAUUUAGCGUUGGGAACACGAUGAAGCGGAUCUCAGUCAUCGUUGCCUCCAUCAUCAUCUUCCACACCCCGAUUAGACCUGUCAAUGCCCUCGGUGCUGCCAUUGCUAUUCUUGGAACUUUCAUCUAUUCUCAGUGUUCCAUUGUUGGUUCUGAAUCUUUGAACAGGCAAAGCAGUGAGGAGGUUAAAGGAGAAGAGAUUUUCACAAGGGGCUGCAAGAAGAACAUGUUCCGUAUAUCCUCCACCUACGGAUUCUUGAUGAUGUUAUUGCAUCUCCAACUCCAAGUUGCUUGUUCAACAGACACAAUCUUGGCCAAUCAAUCUCUUUCAGGAUUCCAGACCAUUGUUUCUGGUGGUGGUGUCUUCGAACUCGGUUUCUUCUCAAAAGGUACUCCUAAUUUGUUCUACUUAGGGAUAUGGUACAACCAAGUCUUUCCAAAGACUAUCGUUUGGGUGGCGAAUCCAGAAUUUCCUGCCCCAUCUAUAACUUCUAUCAGCUUAAAUAUCUCAAAUGUACAUGGAUAUUAUGGAUUAGCUGUUUAUGAUAAUUCAACAGAGGAUAUAUUUUGGGGGAGCGGGGGAAAUUUUGAUUGUCCCAGCGACACAAAUGUUAAAGCGGUUCUGCUUGAUAGCGGUAAUCUAGUCCUGAGAGAUAGGAACAAUUCAGUCUUGUGGCAGAGUUUUGACAAUCCCUCGGAUACUUGGCUUCCUGGUGCUAAAAUCCGGUUGGACAACACAGAACCAGAGACAAGAAGCAAUAUUCUCACUUCUUGGAACACCACCCAAGAUCCAUCAGCUGGUCGCUACUCUCUCGAGUUUGACCCUAGUAGUAAAGGAAACUCUCUCAUCAUGGUUUGGAAUGGAUCUAAACCAUAUUGGUCGAGUGGGGCAUGGGACGAUCGGCUUAGAAUUUUCAAGCAAGUUAGAUUCAACCGUAACUUGAGCUUCAAGUUCGAUUUGAGUGAGUCCUACGUCACGUAUUCAGUACGUAACCAAAACCUAUUUCGUUUGGUUAUGGAUAUUUCGGGACAGUUAAUGGCCUACAGUUGGCUUGAGAAGCAAAAGAUUUGGGAUUCGCCAUGGUCUGCACCAGACCAUAAAUGCAUGGUUUAUGCUUACUGUGGGUCAUUUGGAAUCUGUCAUGAUAAUUGGCAAGAGUCUUGCGAAUGUCCUCCUAAAGCUGAUUUCGUAUGGAGACUUCACUACUACUCCAGUCAAUCACCUGAUGGUGGUUGUAUACGUGAAAUCAAUUUAGACCCGAAUCAAUGUGGCAAGAAAGAUGACAAGUUUCUUCCUCUUGAGAACAUGAAAUUAGCCAGUGAUCCGGAAGACAAGGUUUUGACAAGAAACCCUUUUACUGCAUGUGAAUCAGCUUGCCAAGAAGAUUGCUUUUGCAAGGCCUAUGCAUAUGAUGGAAACAGAUGCUUGAUUUGGACAAGUGAUCAUGUCUUCAAUCUGCAACAACUCGAUGCAAAUAACAGCGAGGGAAGGACGUUUUAUGUCAGACUUCUUACUGCUCCAGAGAACAUCUCAAACAAGGGUGAUCCAGCAAGUCUAAAGAAUAUCUCAGGAAGAAGAAACCAUCAUAAACUCAGAUCCAUCGUGUUAGCCGUUUUCCUACCAUCAUUAGCAUUAACUGCACUUUUCAUUAUUUUUUACUGUUGCUUUUCAUCUCCACCAGGAAGCAAAAGAGCACAUAAAGACAAAAAACAGAGCAAAGAGAAACUUGAAGGGGGCAUAAUUGAUGCAGAAGAUGAUGAUGGAGAACAAAGGCUUUACCUAAAUUUGCAUAACAUAAUGGCUGCAACAAAUUCUUUCUCUGAGGAAAACAAACUAGGACAAGGUGGUUUUGGUCCGGUCUACAAGGGAAAUCUACCCAAUGGAGUUGAGGUGGCAAUCAAAAGGUUGUCAAAAAAGUCAAGCCAGGGUCUUACAGAGUUCAGGAACGAAGUGGUUUUGAUCAUAAAGCUUCAACACAAGAACCUUGUGAGGCUUUUAGGUUAUUGCGUUGAAGGAGAUGAGAAACUCCUUAUCUACGAGUACAUGUCCAAUAAGAGCCUUGAUGCUUUACUCUUUGACCCUCUUAAAAGUAAGGAAUUGGAUUGGGAGAAGCGUAUGAAAAUAGUAAUUGGCACAACAAAAGGACUUCAAUAUCUCCAUGAAGACUCACGUCUCAAGAUCAUCCAUCGAGAUCUUAAGGCAAGCAACAUUCUUCUCGACGAUGAGAUGAAUCCUAAGAUCUCUGAUUUUGGAACCGCAAGGAUCUUUGGUUGCAAACAGAUCGAUGACAGCACUGAAAGAAUUGUCGGGACAUUCGGCUAUAUGUCACCGGAAUAUGCGUUAGGCGGAGUGAUUUCAGAGAAAUCUGAUAUAUAUAGCUUUGGAGUAUUGUUACUAGAGAUCAUUUCAGGCAAAAAGGCGACAAGAUUUGUUCACAACGACCAAAAACGUAGCAUUAUCGCUUAUGCAUGGGAAUCUUGGUGUGAAACAAAAGGUGUAAGCAUCGUCGAUGAAGCAUUGGGUGAUUCGUAUUCUUUAAAAGAUGUGAUGCGGUGCGUUCACAUCGCACUUCUUUGCGUUCAAGAUCAUCCUAAGGACAGACCCACAAUCUCGCAAAUUGUUUAUAUGUUGAGCAACGAUCACGACCUCCCUGUUCCAAUACAACCAACGUUCACAAACGUGUUGAACUGCAAUCAUCAGUUAGCACCGUCUAACCAUGUGUUCUCUAUUAACGAGGCCACGCAAUCAACGAUGGAAGGUCGAUGA
This is a messenger RNA of Microthlaspi erraticum, 3789 nucleotides long. The record is from the annotation of a GenBank genome assembly. NCBI's taxonomy places the organism in Eukaryota, Viridiplantae, Streptophyta, Magnoliopsida, Brassicales, Brassicaceae.